GCGAACUAGCCAACCACAUGCAGGACUUAUCAUGGUGCUGCAUGUGUAUCAUGUAUGUUUAUAUAGGGAACCGGUGAAUUAGCGUAGAUGUCGGGGACCGGGGAGGAGUGGCAGGUGGCCCGGUGGCGAAAAGGCGCAGGGCGGAAAUCGAAAAUACUUCAUGUGUCCUCUAAUUCAGCAUGCUUCCAGGAGCAGCUGGACGUCGGGAAAACUGUCAAACGAAUCAGAGACACUGUGUCUGAGCUAAGAUGCGAGGAGUUUAUGCAAGAGUGGAAAGAACAGCUGCUGGUGGCAGGUUCAGCAGACGUCUCAAAACCUCCAGGGAACAGAGACACAGAGGGUCCCAUCGACCAGCUUAGGACGAGCAGAGAUGGCAGACUGUGCCCACAGCUGGAGUGUGUGUGUUAUGGCCUUGGCUCCUUUUCCUCCUGUGUCUCAGCUCGCUACCAGCUUGCUAUGCUGCUGCUGCUGCUGGAUGCACAACAGAUCCCCCUGAAGGACUGCUCUGUUUAUGACCCUGCAUUCUGCUCUGGAGAGAGGGAUGUUUUGACACAACUGGGUCUGACUGUACUCACAGAAAAUGAGGAGGGGAAGCGUCUGGCGACUAAGCCCACACUCUUUUACCUGAUGCAUUGUGGGAAAGCUCUGUACAACAACCUCCUGUGGAAGAAUUGGAGUACGCGGUGUCUUCCUCUGGUGAUAAUCAUUGGAAACAGCUUCAGUGGCAUGAGGGACAGGACGAUCGAAAGAGAGUUCAAGCGGGACUACAGCUACAUUACUCAGGCUGUGUCUGUGUGUGAGGAGAGACAGCUGCCUUGUCCGUCCCGCCUGAUUGACGUCUUCAGUGACACAGCAGUCAUCACCUUUCCUACCAGCAGCCUCAACAGACUCCCACAAUCCACCUGGGCAGAGCCACCUGAACCACAGUACCAGCACUGCCCUGAUUUGGAGAUUAUUCAGAGGGAAGUGCAGAGGUGAGACAGACUGAGCCACCAUCAUGAUAGUUUGUCUCAAGGAGAGGAAGAGGACUACUGAGUGUCUUGGACCAGUUCUGAACACCCCCUGAGAACUUGUUUUUGGUGACCUCCAGGGGUUGAAAAUGAAAAUGAAAAUCGACCUGCAGAGGCUUGACGUUCACUUGAGUUUAGAUGAUGCAUCGCAGGAAACCCAUUGCAUUGAACACCCUGCUAUGUGUUUUGUUAAAGUUAUGUGCAUUUAAGUGCGGAGGGGAAUCUUUAUAAUACGAAAAGAUGACAAAGUAGCUUCAUGGUUUUCACAACAUCCAUGUCUAUUGGUGUGAUUUUCUCUAUUCAGACAACAAAAUAAGUGAAUGCUACAUUGUUAAGCAGGUGGGACAUGCAUAGCUCUUUCAUAAUCAGAACUUACCUCUUUGAAAUUAAGUUCCAGAGCAUUGCCCUGAAGUAAAAAUCUAACUUUCAUGUAAAAUGAAAAAAACAUUUUUAUAUAUAGUUUUCGAUAUAUUGAACAAGUUUUGUGGCUGUGCAGGUUAAUUUCUAAUGAUGUCUUACAAUGGACCAUGUCAGUGGCUGCAAAAUGAAUAAACACUGCUACUAAAUUUACUCACUGCGGUAUGUUUUGUAUGGUGAUAAGUAAUAAUGUGGAAAAAAACAGGUGUAAUCGUUUACG
Chelmon rostratus (copperband butterflyfish) is the source of this 1647-nucleotide messenger RNA. RefSeq names its product SRR1 domain containing (gene srrd). Bases 88 to 978 code for a protein of 296 amino acids. The record is from RefSeq and is a predicted model, not a curated record. Gene Ontology annotation, cellular component: nucleus; cytoplasm. The transcript has 7 exons. Gene Ontology annotation, biological process: microtubule-based process. Lineage: Eukaryota; Metazoa; Chordata; Actinopteri; Chaetodontiformes; Chaetodontidae.